Beta vulgaris subsp. vulgaris (sugar beet) is the source of this 1979-nucleotide messenger RNA. Its product is annotated as protein NRT1/ PTR FAMILY 5.5. Bases 204 to 1802 code for a protein of 532 amino acids. Gene Ontology annotation, cellular component: membrane. NCBI's taxonomy places the organism in Eukaryota, Viridiplantae, Streptophyta, Magnoliopsida, Caryophyllales, Amaranthaceae. The record is from RefSeq and is a predicted model, not a curated record. Gene Ontology annotation, biological process: transmembrane transport. The transcript is spliced from 3 exons. Gene Ontology annotation, molecular function: transmembrane transporter activity.
CAAUUAUCUAUCUUAAGUAAACAAUUGAAGUUUAUCUUAAUUAGCAGAAAAAGACAGAUAUAAUUAAAAAUUAUCUCAUCGAUUAGCAAGUCCACAUUUCAUUCAUCAAUAACUUCACAGAGUAUUCCAUCGUUGGUAUCAUACUGUCAUACAAAAUCAAACACUUUAGUUUCCUUUGCAAAUUCAAACAUCGGUUUAUUACAAUGUUGGUCACUGCAACAGUUAUGGCGCAAGUGAUUAUGUAUGGAUCAUACACGAUGUGGCUGAUGAUGCCAUAUUUAACGGAGGUAUGGGAUAUGAGCAUCAUGCAAGCAGCUGCAGUUAUCAACAUAUUUGAUGGAGUAGUUGCCAUUCUUCCACUCGGGUUGAAAUUUAUUAUUGAUUCAAUUGGUAAUUCCAUGAUGGCUGAUUAUUUGAUGCUUUUGUGGUGUGGGAUCUCUAGUACUUUGGGUUUGUUGCUUGUAACAUUGUCCACACCACCAAUGCUUUCAAAGGUUACCGGUACAUGUAUCGAAUACAAACUCAAGUGUAUAGGUCAUACACAAAUAACACUUUUCUACACUGGUUUAGUUCUAUUAGCCACAGCAAUGGCUACUUGCCUUACAUCACUAAGGCCAUACAUCUUUAAGCGCGCGAAAAGCAUGGGAAUCAAGAAACCGCAAGAUAUAUGGAUGGUAAGACAAUCACUCGUGCAAAAGGGAGGCGAAGAAACACUCCUAGAACGACUUCAAGAAGCGAAAUCACAUGUCAAUCCAAACGUUUUGAAGAAUAUAGCAUAUCAAUGGCCUAGUGAGCUUUGGCUAUAUCGUUGCAAUGGGGUAUUUACUAUGGUUCUUGUAGUCUUAGUAUUUUGGGUAAUGCCUUGGUCCUUAAGGCUUGGAAUUCCAGUCAUAAUAUUGUUAAUGUCGACCUUGUUGUUUGUUGCCAAGCCAUGGUACCAUAUCAUUGGAGCGGAAGGGGUGUCAAUCGAACCCUUUGAGAUCUCGUUAAUGAUCAAAACCAUUGCAAAAUUUCUAAUGUGUAAGUUUCCUAUUUGGUCUACCUUUGUGAUCGGAGGCCUUGUUUCUUCGGUUGGAAACACUUAUUUCAUGGAGCAAGCCGGACAAAUGGAUCCAAAGCUCGGACAUUGGGAAGUCCCUACAGCCUUUUUCUUGUUAUUCUAUAAACUUGUAAACAUGGUUUCUACUAAGAUAUGUCAAGGAAUCAUCUCCUCCAACUCGAACAAAUCUAGAUGGAUUACCGCAUUUUCACUAGGAAUCUCCGUCAUAUGUUGUAUGAAUGCUGCAUUAGUCGAGAAAACAAGGCUAGACGUGGUGAAGAGUCAUGGUUUGAUCGAUAAGUCCGACGAGUUAGUUCCCCUAAGUAUGUUUCUUAUGCUACCACAAUUUUUUCUCUUGGGAGUUUUUGAUGGAGCUUACAAUUGUUGUGUUUUCGAGUUCUUUCAAGAACAAACACCAAGGUCUUUAAAGAAGUACUUGAAUAGCUUGAUGCAUUUUGUACUUGGAUUAGGGAUAUUGUUCAAUGUGUUAUCGGUAUAUUUAGUAGGAAAAGUUAGUGGUAGAGGAGGAAGGCAAACUUGGUUUCAGCACAAUCUUAACAGAAGUCGUCUGGACUACUAUUAUUGGAUGCUAGCAGUGUUGAGUGCAAUAAAUCUUGCUUUCUAUAUGUUGGUAGUUUUAUGUUGCUCCAAGUUUAUAGAAUCAGAGAAAACUGAACCUCAAUCUCACUCGGAAAUUGAGGAAGUUGAAGAACUAGAGUUCAGGCGUUUGGAUUGGUUUGAUUUGUUGCCAUUACGUCAGUAAUUAUGUCUUUAACAUCCUUUUUUUUAAGCAAUAUGUUGUAAAACAUCGUAAUAAAGAUUAAAGAUGUUAUUUUCUUAGUUAAGAAAUUUGUAUUUGACACGUAUUUCAAUUUUCCUGACCCUGACUUGACAUUAGGGGUUUACAUAUAUAUGCAUGGAAUUUAUCGGGUUUUGUUGA